Messenger RNA from Emiliania huxleyi CCMP1516, 1320 nucleotides. RefSeq lists its product as hypothetical. The transcript has 5 exons. The record is from RefSeq and is a predicted model, not a curated record. Bases 1 to 1320 code for a protein of 439 amino acids. NCBI's taxonomy places the organism in Eukaryota, Haptophyta, Isochrysidales, Noelaerhabdaceae. Gene Ontology annotation, molecular function: chloride channel activity.
AUGCUCCGCAAGAGGUCGGCGACGCUUCUCUCGCGGCGAUGGUCGAGCACCAGUGCGGCCCCAGCCGGGUGGCUCACUUCGUGGAGCACGGAGGUCCAAAACUGGAUUUCGAUGGAGUUGGAGAAGGGAGGGCAGGUCCACGAGCGGCCGUCGGGCGUCUGCCCCUCACACGCCCCGCAUUGCCGCAGCCCUGGCAGGCCCAACCAGGCGCCUAAUGCCCGCGUACUGGACCCCAAGAGACACAUUCGGCACUUCGUCACCUGGGGCUACUCCGCCGCCACCCAGCGCAUCCUCUUCCCCGACAUUGCCCUCAUCUUCUCCUCUUCAGCCGCAUUGUGCACCUACAACUGCUUUGCGGAGCUUCCAUUGUACAUGCCGCCCGAGCCGAUCGUGCUCCCAUCUGUGGCGCUCGGCCUCCUCGUCACGUUCCGCACCAACACGACGGUCUCGCGCUACAACGAGGCGCGCUGCUUGUGGGGCGAGAUCGUCAACACCUCGCGCGACAUCACGCGCAUUGCCCUCCAGUGGCUGCCGCAGAGCAAGGACGACAAGUUUGGCAAGGCGCAGGCCGCGAAGGUGUGCCGCAUGACCAAGGCGUUCAACAUCGUGCUAAAGUACCACCUCACGAUCGACGGCGGUAACCCGGACGACCGCGUCUCGCGCACUGACCCCGAACUGCCGUCCAAGGUCAAGGAGGAGCUGCGCAAGGAGCUGAGCAUGGUUUGCUUCAGCCCGUCCGACCCGGUGCAGGCGCGGGAGCUGGAGGAUUGUCUCAGCUCCUCGCACCGGCCGCUGUGGACGAUCCAACAGAUGUGCAAUGCCUCCCACGCUGGCAUCUGGGCGCGUUGCGGCGACCGCCCCGACCGCGCCAUCCGCGACGGGCAGCUCCUCGAGCGGCACUUCCAGCGCCUCUGCGGCGCGAUGGGCGCCUGCGAGCGCAUCCACCGCACGCCCAUCCCCACCGCCUUCACGCGGCACUGUUCGCGCUUCCUGAUGGUCUGGUGCAACGCGAUGCCGUUUGUGCUCUGGCCAAUCGUCGGCACUGCGACGCCGCUGGCGGCGACGUUCGUGGCAUGGGCCAUGCUUGGCACCGAGGACAUUGGCGUGCAGGUGGAGGAGCCGUUUGACGUGCUGCCGCUCUUCCAGUACUGCCAGGGCAUCGCCGCGACGUGCGACGGGAUGGUGAAGGAUGCGCACAACGACCACAUCACUCUCUCCAAGGAUCUCGAGGUCGAGCGCACCGGCCCGCAGAUCCUCGUCGAGGACAUGGGGGCGCUGGAGGCGAGCUUCAACAUGCGGAAUGCGGCGCAGAAGCUUUGA